Messenger RNA from Triticum aestivum (bread wheat), 1421 nucleotides. Its product is annotated as flavonoid O-methyltransferase-like protein Os11g0303600. The transcript has 2 exons. Lineage: Eukaryota; Viridiplantae; Streptophyta; Magnoliopsida; Poales; Poaceae. The record is from RefSeq and is a predicted model, not a curated record. Gene Ontology annotation, molecular function: O-methyltransferase activity; protein dimerization activity. Bases 55 to 1146 code for a protein of 363 amino acids.
AAGUAAUCAACACACACACAACACCAGCCUCAUAGCAAAGAGAAAGAGAAAGCAAUGGCUGCCAAGUCUUCACACACGAUGACAAUCCCCACCGACGCUGAGCUGGUCCAGGCGCAGGCUGACCUUUGGCGCCACAGCCUCAGCUACCUCACACCAAUGGCGCUCAGGUGCGCCAUCCAGCUCGGCAUCCCUACCGCGAUCCACCGCCACGGUGGUGCCGCGUCGUUGAUUGACCUGGUUACCACGCUAUCCCUCCCGCCAUCAAAGGCGCCGUUCCUCAGCCGCCUCUUGCGGCUGCUGUCCACGACGGGGGUACUGGCGUCAAACGAGGUUGGGAUCUACAGCCUCGUCCCGCUGUCCUACCUUCUCGUGGAUGGUGUACUCGUUGAUGGAGAUGCUAGCCAGGCAGCUCUUGUGCUCUGCUUGACCUCGCGGUAUCACAUGGAGGCGGCUAUGGGGUUGGCCGACUGGUUCAAAAAGGAUAUCGCUCAACCCUUGCCAUCACCAUUCGAGGACGUGCAUGGCGCGACACUCUUCGAGGAGAGUAUGGCCGUCCUCGACCCUGAGAGUGACAAGUUAUUCAAUGAAGCUUUAGCUGCCCACGACCAUAUGGGAAUCGGUACAAUAUUGCGGGAGUGUCAUGGCCUAUUCAAUGGCUUGCAGUCGCUCACCGAUUGUUGCGGUGGCGAUGGAACGACGGCUAAGGCCAUUGUCAAGGCCUUCCCUCACAUAAAGUGCAAUGUGUUGGACCUUCCCAAAGUGGUCGAUAAAGCUCCGAGCGAUGGUCUCGUUAACUAUGUCGCUGGUGACAUGUUCCACUCCAUCCCACCAGCUCAAGCUAUAAUGGUCAAGCUUGUUCUACACUUCUGGAGCGACGACGACUGCAUCAAUAUCCUAGCUCAAUGCAAGAAGGCCAUUCCUUCCCGAGAAGCAGGAGGAAAAGUUAUUGUCAUAGACAUGGUGGUUGAUUCUUCUUCACCGAUGUUUGAAACUCAACUGUUGAUGGAUGUGGCAAUGAUGGUAUGUACGAGAGGACGACAACGGGAUGAAAAUGAUUGGAAUGCCAUCUUUAUGAAAGCAGGGUUUAGCGACUACAAAAUUGUCAAGAAGCUUGGAGCUCGUGGUGUCAUGGAAGUCUAUCCAUAAGUUUGUGAUGCAAAUGUUGUGAUGGUGACCGUUUGGUAUAAAUAAAGUACGUAGUGGUGUGCUAUAAGAAAUAAAUAAGGGAGUCUGGUGCCUUGCUUUUUAAUGGAAAACACAAUGGAACUCAAAUUAGUAGCUCAGCCCGUGCCUUGUCACAACAUAACCGGAGCGUGUAUUUAAAUUAGUUUUGAGAAGUAUUGAGUCACUCAGUGUGUGUCUGUGUACACGGUAUGUUUGUAUGCUCCAACAUGCUGAAAUAUCAAGUUUAUAUUAUGUUA